Telopea speciosissima is the source of this 894-nucleotide messenger RNA. Its product is annotated as transcription factor ORG2-like. Gene Ontology annotation, biological process: regulation of transcription by RNA polymerase II. Gene Ontology annotation, molecular function: DNA-binding transcription factor activity, RNA polymerase II-specific; protein dimerization activity; RNA polymerase II transcription regulatory region sequence-specific DNA binding. The record is from RefSeq and is a predicted model, not a curated record. The transcript is spliced from 4 exons. The coding region runs from base 1 to 894 and encodes 297 amino acids. Gene Ontology annotation, cellular component: RNA polymerase II transcription regulator complex. NCBI's taxonomy places the organism in Eukaryota, Viridiplantae, Streptophyta, Magnoliopsida, Proteales, Proteaceae.
AUGUUGGCUCUAUCACCUCCUCUGUAUUCUUCUACUAAUGGGUGGGCUCAAGAAGAACAUAUGAUGAGCCAAGGCCAGAAUACAUGGACAGGGAAAGAUCCUCUCUUGAAUUACAAUUUUGGAGAAACACAAGGUUUUGAAUCUUCAUCUUCUCAAUUCCCUUCAUUGCAACCUCAAAUGGAGUCUAUUCCUUCAAGUGCUAUCAGUAAUGAUCAAGCUUCAAUUAAGAAAUUGAAUCAUAACGCCAGCGAACGCGAUCGCCGAAAGAAAUUAAACAGUAUUUAUGCUUCUCUUAGAGCAACACUUCCAGGAGUUGAUCAAACGAGACAAUUAAGUAUUCCGGCGACAAUUUCUCGUGCUCUUAAAUACAUUCCUGAGUUGCAGAACCAAGUUGAGAAGUUGAAACAGAGGAAACAAGAAAUCUUAUCUUGUGUAUAUAAGAAAGGAAAUAGAAAUGGAAUGGAUAAUCAAAGUAAAGGGAUUGUAAGAAAAUCGAUACCGAGUGUUUCGGUUAGUCAGAUUGAUGAAAAACAAGUUAUGAUUCAGAUAUGUGCAUCUAAGAAUAUGAGAAGUACACUGUCUGAAGUUUUGCUUGAUUUGGAGGAAGAGGGUCUUGAAAUUUUUAAUGUUUCAUCUUCUGCUUCAUCAGGGGAGGUGGAGUUUUACAAUCUACAUCUUCAGAUGAAAGAUAUGUUUGCAAAAAGCACCACUCUUGCCAAGCAAACCAAAGGCCAUGAAGAGCUUGAACCAGAGACACCACUGCCACUGAGUUCCAGUUCUGUGUCCAUGGUUGCCUUGAUGCUGUGGGCUACAUUUGUCGAGGACAUAGAUCAAUCUCUCGACACACCUAUGGAGGAUUCCAGGAAAUCUUCCCAACUUGCUCUUCUGGAGUGA